Rhodamnia argentea is the source of this 372-nucleotide messenger RNA. Its product is annotated as non-specific lipid-transfer protein 13-like. Gene Ontology annotation, cellular component: membrane. Gene Ontology annotation, biological process: lipid transport. Gene Ontology annotation, molecular function: lipid binding. The record is from RefSeq and is a predicted model, not a curated record. NCBI's taxonomy places the organism in Eukaryota, Viridiplantae, Streptophyta, Magnoliopsida, Myrtales, Myrtaceae. The coding region runs from base 77 to 355 and encodes 92 amino acids. The transcript is spliced from 2 exons.
CAGUAUAUUGCGUCUUAGUCUAUUUCUCCUUUUGUGCGCGUUGUCCAGGGGCGACGAGUUCACAUUCUGCAUCAGCAUGUACCAGAAAUUCGCCGAUUGCAUGGCAUUCCUCGGAGGCCUCGCCCCGGUGCCCACGGGAGACUGUUGCAGAAACCUGCUAGCCCUCAACGACCUCGCCAAACGGAACCAGUCGAGCCCGGAACUGCUGUGCCAGUGCAUCGAGGACAUUGCGUACGUGCUGGACACCCCGUUACUCCCCUCCCGGAUUGAGGAUCUCCGUGGUCAGUGUGAAGUGCAUCUCAGCUUCCCCAUUUCAAAUGGCAUGAACUGCUCCAUGGCUAAUUUUGGGGCAUGAGAAGACAAGUGAAGCUC